UCUGAUUCACCCAUCGCGGUGGUUUGCUAGCAAACAUAAAACUGAAACGUUAAAGAUCUUUAGACCAAUCUUGUGUAUAUUACUCUUAGUGUUUAGAACAUCAUUAUGUUGACCUAUCUGUUACAUAUCUACUCGUUCAUUUAAAUGCAAUUUGCUUGUUAAAUUAGCAAAUGUGUUACAUUGGUUCUGCACUAGGCUAAUCUCCCGAAGCAUUUUUUAUUUAUUUUAUUUAUUUCACCUUUAUUUAACCAGGUAGACUAGUUGAGAACAAGUUCUCUUUUACAACUGCGAACUGGCAUGAGCUCACUAAACUUGAAGGAGAAAGAAGCUCUGAUGAAAGGAGAGGAAGAAGCUUUCAGGAUGAAAAAGGAGGAAGAGGAGGCUAUCACAUUGAAAGAAGAAGAGGAUGAUAUUACAGUGAAAGAGGAAGAUGGGAAAGAGGUUGUCAGCGUGGAGGAGGAGGUAGAAGCUUUCAGAAUCAAAGAGGAGGAAGAUGCCAUAACAUUGAAAGAAGAGAAUGUAGAGAAAGAAGAGGAAGAACCUUUUAGAGCAAAAGAGGAAGAGGAGGCUAUCUCAAUAAAACAGGAGGAAGAAAACGUUUUGGGAGUGAAAGAGGAGGAGACUGAAGAUCUGAUUAACACCAGAGAGAGACAUGACUAUGGUGGAUCCUCUGGGAAGCCUCAACAACAUCCUGAUGCUGACGAGGAAGAGAAGAGUCUCUCCAGAUCAGAACACCAGAUGGACAACGCUAGCCCCUCCUCCCUCCUGGAGUCCCCAUGUCGUGUCUCUCCCAAUAGCACCUUACUGGUGGGUAUGAAGAGGUUGUCUGUGCUGCUGGUGGACUGCAGGAAAACAACGGGGCUGAGUGGAACUGUGAGAGGAGGAGAAGAGAAGAAAGGAUCAGAUUUGACACAUCAAAGAGAAAGACCAGACUCGGAGGAACCAGAGCCAGGGACGUCCAAACCAGCAAGAAGACACCAGUGCUCCCACUGUGGAAAGGGUUUUAACCGGUUAUGGGACCUGAAACAACACGAGAUAAUACACACAGGGGAGAAGCCUUACCACUGCUCCCAGUGUGGAAAGAGUUUUAACCAGAAAGGACACCUGAUCCAACAUGAGAGAAUACACACAGGGAAGAAGCCUUACGACUGCUCCCAGUGUGGAAAGGGUUUUAACCAGAAAAGCUACCUGAAAAAACACGAGAGAAUACACACAGAGGAGAGGCCUUACCACUGCUCCCAGUGUGGAAAGAGUUUUACCUACUUGUGUAAUCUGAAAACGCAUGAGAGAAUACACACAGGAGAAAAGCUGUACUGCUGCUCCCAGUGUGGAAGGAGUUUUACCCACUUACGUAACCUGAAAACACACGAGAGAAUACACACAGGGGAGAGGCCUUACCAUUGCUCCCAGUGUGGAAAGAAUUUUGCCCACUUAAAUAACCUGAAAACACAUGAGCAAGUACACACAGGUGAUAAGCCUUACUGCUGCUCCCAGUGUGGAAAGAGUUUUAACCAGAAAAGCUACCUGAAAAAACACGAGAGAGUACACACAGGAGAAAAGCCUUACCACUGCUCCCAAUGUGGGAAGGGUUGUAACCAGUUAGGUGACCUGAAACGACAUGAGAGAAUACACACAGGAGAAAAGCUGUACCACUGCUCCCAGUGUGGAAAGGCUUGUAACCACCUAGGUGACCUGAAACGACAUGAGAGAAUACACACAGGAGAAAAGCUGUACCACUGCUCCCAGUGUGGAAAGGGUUGUAACCACUUAGGUGACCUGAAACGACAUGAGAGAAUACACGCAGCAGAAAAGCGGUAUCACUGCUCCCAGUGUGGAAAGAGUUUUACCCACUUACGUAACCUGAAAACACAUGAGAUAAUACAUACAGGGGAGAAGCCUUACCACUGCUCUCAGUGUGGAAAACGUUUUAUCCACUUAUGUAACCUGAAAACACACGUGCAAUUACACACAGGGGAGAAGCCUUACCACUGCUCCCAGUGUGGAAAGAGUUUUAAUCAGAAAAGCUACCUUAAAAAACACGAGAGAAUACACACAGGAGAAAAGCCUUAUCACUGCUCUCAGUGUGGAAAGGGUUGUAACCAGUUAGGGGACCUGAAACGGCAUGAGAGAAUACACACAGGAGAGAAAUCUUACCACUGCUCCCAGUGUGGAAAGGGUUUUAACCAGUUAGGGGACCUCAAACGGCAUGAGAGAAUACACACAGGAGAAAGCUGUACCACUGCUCCCAGUGUGGAAAGGGUUUUAACCAGUUAGGGGACCUGAAACGGCAUGAGAGAAUACACACAGCAGAAAAGCUGUACCACUGCUCCCAGUGUGGAAAGAGUUUUACCCAGUUAUUGAACUUGAAAACACAUGAGAGAAUACACACACAGGGGAGAAGCCUUACCACUCCUCCCAGUGUGGAAAUCGUUUUGAUCAGUUAGGUAACAUGAGAACACAUGAGAUAAAACACACAGGAGAUCAGGAUGUAGGCUGCUGAACAGUAGGAAAGAGGACAGAUUUAGGCUGCUGAACAGUAGGAAAGAGGACAGAUUU
Oncorhynchus gorbuscha (pink salmon) is the source of this 2556-nucleotide messenger RNA. Its product is annotated as zinc finger protein 2 homolog. The transcript has 4 exons. The coding region runs from base 298 to 2274 and encodes 658 amino acids. The record is from RefSeq and is a predicted model, not a curated record. Gene Ontology annotation, molecular function: DNA-binding transcription repressor activity, RNA polymerase II-specific. Gene Ontology annotation, biological process: negative regulation of transcription by RNA polymerase II. NCBI's taxonomy places the organism in Eukaryota, Metazoa, Chordata, Actinopteri, Salmoniformes, Salmonidae.